This is a messenger RNA of Miscanthus lutarioriparius, 891 nucleotides long. Lineage: Eukaryota; Viridiplantae; Streptophyta; Magnoliopsida; Poales; Poaceae. The record is from the annotation of a GenBank genome assembly.
AUGGCAAUUAAUGGAUCGCCUUCAGGAGUUGCUGUCAUGACAGCCACCCCUGGUGGUCCUGCAGAAAAGGCGGGCAUUCUUCCUGGAGACAUCAUUUUGGCAAUUGAUGACAGAAGCACUGAAGACAUGGAUAUAUAUGAUGCUGCAGAACGCUUACAGGGCCCUGAAGGAAGUUCAGUAGAUUUGUCUAUUCGUAGUGGGACCAAUACCAGGCAUGUUGUUCUGAAGAGACAAACAGUCACUUUAAACCCAGUGAGGUCGAGGAUGUGUGAGAUUCCAGGUUCCAAAGAUAGCUCAAAGAUCGGUUACAUCAAAUUGACAACAUUUAACCAAAAUGCUGCAGAAUCUGUUAAGGAAGCCAUUAAGACAUUAAGGGACAACAAUGUUAAAUCCUUUGUGUUGGAUCUGCGGAAUAACAGUGGUGGCCUUUUUCCUGAAGGAAUUCAAAUUGCAAAGAUAUGGAUGGACAAGGGUGUUAUUGUAUAUAUAUGUGAUAGCCAAGGUGUUCGUGACAUUUAUGAGGCAGAUGGAGCUGAUACGAUUGCUGCAUCUGAACCUUUGGUUGUGCUGGUAAAUAAAGGAACUGCGAGUGCGAGUGAGAUCCUUGCUGGAGCACUGAAAGACAAUAAAAGGGCAGUCGUAUAUGGGGAACCAACAUAUGGAAAAGGGAAGAUUCAGUCAGUUUUUGGAUUAUCUGAUGGAUCUGGCUUAGCUGUAACUGUAGCACGCUAUGAAACUCCUGCGCAUACCGACAUUGACAAGGUUGGUGUGAUUCCAGACCGACCACUGCCAACGUCGUUCCCUACAGAUGAAGAUGGCUUCUGCAGCUGCCUUAAGGAUUCGACGGCUGCUUGCAAUCUGAAUGCUGCUCAGCUGUUUGCAAGAUCAUGA